Syzygium oleosum is the source of this 363-nucleotide messenger RNA. RefSeq names its product protein PXR1-like. The record is from RefSeq and is a predicted model, not a curated record. NCBI's taxonomy places the organism in Eukaryota, Viridiplantae, Streptophyta, Magnoliopsida, Myrtales, Myrtaceae. The transcript has a single exon. Bases 1 to 363 code for a protein of 120 amino acids.
AUGCCACUUACUCAAAGCCUAAGCAAGCAAGACCAAGCAAGAAGGGCAGCACAAGGUCUAGAACAGCAGCAGCGGAGCAGAAGCCAGUGGAAGAAGCAGCAGCAGAAACUAGAAGCAAAAGUGGAAGUAGCAGCAGCAGAAACCAGCGGAGGAAGCAGCAACAGAAACCAGCGAAGGGAACAGAAGCAGAAGCCAGAAGCAGAAGUAGAAGAAGCAGCAGCAGAAACCAGCGAAAGAAGUAGCAGCAAAAACCAGCCAAGGGAGCAGAAACAGAAGCCAGAAGCAAAAGUGGAAGUCAGCGCAAGAAGCAGAAGGAAAAGAAGAAGAAGAAGAGAAGAGAAGAAAGUCCAUCAUGAGGGCUAG